ACAUACAUGCUGCAGACCUGCUUACUAGACCAUACAACUGCGAAGAAGAACCCAAAACAGCGAGAAGCCUAAGGCGAUUUCCUAAACUGGAUACUUAAACGGAUUUCUCCUGAAGUGCCGUCUGCUGCACAGGUCAUUGCUUGCACCCUCAUCACUGUGUCUUUUUUUUACUAUUACUGAAAAGAGUCUUCCUGAGGCUGAUCCGGGAUUGUUCCUGCUCACAUCUUGGAUAUACUACACCUGACUAUUCACCGAGAGCUUCCAGGAUGGAAGUUACACACCCUGAAAACACAUUGUAACUACUAUAACUAUAAGGAGGGAAAGCUCACAAGGAACCUUAUUUGCCUAAGAUGUUAAUAUUUAUUCAUUUGCUGUGAGUUUACGUUAUCCGAAUGUCCUAGGCUGGCCGGUCAAUGGGGGAGGCAGCCAGUGUGCUUGUAGACUUGUAAGAAGGUGAGUCAGUCACUUUCAGGAGAGCCUGGUCGGUGUCACCUAAAGGGUCACUGUCUCGCCUAUCUGGGGACUUGGCUGUCACUUUGCUGCCGCUGGCUAUUUGGGAUCCACAACUGGACAAUGCUGCUGUCAUCCGCAGGGUACAUCAUGCUGCUUAUCUUGGGUAUUUUUUUAGCUGCCUGCCACGCAUUGGAAAACACAACAGCUGAAAUUACAGUUACAGAUCCUCCAGUUGCAGCUGCUGUGAGGUCUCACUUUCUGGAUUGCCCAGAUGCCCACAUGAAUUUCUGUUUUCAUGGAACUUGUAGGUAUCUAGUGCAAGAAGAAGAACCAGCCUGCGUAUGUCUUCCAGGCUUCGCUGGCAAACGCUGUGAGCAUGCCGACCUCCUGGCGGUUGUGGCAGCAAGUCAGAAGAAAAACACCAUCACAGCACUAGUGGCAGUGUACGACAUACAGUUAAUGGCCAAUCCUAAGACACAGAGAACCCCUUUAAUUUGGCCAAUUCAGAAAAUAGUUACAGUUGUUGCAGCUGGAAGAAGCACCGCGAGUGGUGUCGAUCAGUUAUGUGUCAGCAGGAGAAACCAGAUGGACUCUUCAAAGGGGGAGCGUCCUGCUGCAAGUCAGAGACAGUGGUCUGAGAAGGAUCUGCAGAAGACAAGGGUAUUCCCCAGCUAUGGAGCAACCUUCCUGACCCAUCCUGCUCAAUUCACAUCUCAGACUACAGCUGGGACACAUACUCUUAAUGGGGCACAUGCUGGGAUCCACGAUCCCUCCCAAAGACAAGGGAACUGUAGCCAAUGUGUCUUGUAUAAUGUGAAGCAGUGGAGAAGGGAAACGGACAACACUUCACACUGGAAAUUGAGAUAUAUUUGGAUUCCGUGCACUGUACGGGGAUCAUGGAGUGUGUCCAGCAUUGGAAAGACUGACGCUACAAGUGUUGAACCUGUUUUGUUACAACAAGCAUCUACUAUGGGCCAGAUUCAUACUUUAAUUCUAACACUGCCAGAUGGGUCUUCCAUGUAUAAGUCAGUGAGUUAUAGGCCCAUCUGUUGGUAAGACAUUGAUACAUACUUUUCUAUUAUUUUGACACUCCGAAAAGUGUUGCUUCUAACGGAACAUUCUCCUAUAUACCAUGCUGCUGGCAUUUCAGUAUAUUCAUAGAUUUAUAUCUUGGGACAGCUGGGUGAUAUCCACGGGAAUAGAAAUUUUGAGUCGAUUUGUUGUCACAUUCAAACUUGAGGAGAAGAAAGCUAUUUUUGUAUAUUUAAAGAGCAAAUUACCUACACAGUGCAUUAGUAUUAAACUUCUUUAAUCUAUUGUGUUCGGUCUAGUAAAACUCAAGAGAAAACUCACAUGAGCAUUCAAACUUUUCUGCUAAUUUUCUUUGGCCAAUUGUAGGACCUGCCUUUGUCCAAAAAGUCCAUUUUAACCAAUACUCGAUGACCAGUUGGAAUGUUCUUAUAGGAUAUUAGUUUGUGAGUCAGAUGUAGUACAGCUCAUUCAUCAUAUAUUAAUGCAGCACUCUGAAUGGAUUGGAUUGUGGGCAUUGAUCCAAUGGACUCUCCCUUUAUCAGUUCUUGUAUUGUCUCAUUGUUUACUUUUUUCAAUCUCUCUGGAAUAGCACGUAUAGAGGGAAGAAUUACCAUGUGUCCUAAUUAUUGGCUUCCACUGUAGACACUGGUGAGAACGUGAGUCACUAUGAGAGAGGGUUUCGAUCUCACAACCCCACGUCUGGAGACUUAGAAAAACAGCUGUGCAUGGCAUCAGACUGACCCGGUCUACAUUCCUAAGCUCAGCCCAUACCUGAGGUUCCAAGAAGAUGAUAUGUGAUUGCCGAUAUGUCAUGUUCAUUGCUGUAAAGCAGGUUUUAGCAUGUGUUGAAUAGUCAGGUGGUAUACGUAGCCUUUUUUCAGCUUUAAAGAAAAAUAUUCAUUUUGUGCAAAUUUUUUAUUUUUUUUUUCUAGUGUAAACAUGGUAGUUUGGAAGUGCUGUGAACUAGAAGUACUUUCAUGAUGGAAUGGCAACUCUGUCUGAGAAUAAAUAGACAGGGUUCCACCACCAAAAAAACACUUAUGGGGACACUAAAAAAUUUUACAAGAAAAAGUACUGCGCUCUCAGUUUUGCAGCAUUUUACAGAUGAUCCUUAAAGCCUUCCUGUCAUAUCACAGAAAAAAAAUUAUUCUUCUUUAUAUUACUCACUAGGUCAUGCAGAUGCUUUAUAUGUCUUUUUUAUAUGUCUAGUUUCUGUAUUUGGCUCACAAAUCCUUCCAUUCUGCAGCUCACUCAUUCUGACAUCCACUGCUCAGGAAGUAGUCCGAGGCAAGCACUGAGCCUGCCCCUACUCACCAUGCAUUCACUUUCAUCCUGAGUCUACUGUGCUGUUCUGGGUCUCUUCAUCCAAUCUUUACAGGUUGUUCUGUAACCCCUUUUCUUUGUUUUCAGACAGCAGUCUGAUAAACAUGACAGGAGUAAGCAGGGGUAAUUGGUAGUCCAGCCCCCAUUUACUGGACUUUGUCCCAGCCUGUGAUUCAGCUGGGACAAAGAUAAUGCUGCAGGGGGACAUGAUUGGGUUCUGGAUGGUAUGGGGACCCCUAGUGAUCUUUUUUUUUUUUUUUAUAUAAGUUAUGAUAUCUAUGAAAAGAAGGUGCAAGAAGUUUAUUAGAAAGGUUAAUGUUUUGCCAAAAUGUAGAACAUGUCCAUUUGAAGUGUACCUGCCAUUAACAAAAACUUUCUCUCACAUGUAGAUAAUACUAUUAUAUGUAUAUUUGGUUUAAAAAAUUAUAUAAUUUUGUCCCUACAGUUAUUAUCUGUGCAUCUCUCUGAGGAGACCAAAUACAGGAACUGUGGGUGGACAAGCAGGGCUCUGUACACUGAGGACAAGAGGACAAGCAGGGCUCUGUGCAAUGAGGCUCUGUGACACACUCCUGACUCAUAUAUCAGGAUGAUUGACAAGCCAGGAACCUGCACAGAGCCCUGCUUGUCCUGCCCUCAGCUGCAGGGAAAACCCAAAAAUAUUUUAAAAAAAGGAAUCAAUGUAUAUUACAAAUAUACAUAAAAUGGUAUUAUCUACAUUAUAUCAAAAUUUUUGGUUAACGACAGGUACACUUUAAGCAAACAAUCUAUACAUAUAAAUCCUGAAUGGACGUCAGGUGUAAUCUCCUGCUGAUCCAUCUGUGGCUGGUGUUCUACUGAGCAGGUGGGAAUAAGCCAGGGGGCACACCCUAACUAUCAUUUUCUCUUACUACUGACAGGACAAUGGGGGGGAGGCUCCUGCUGCAGCCAAUUGUCUUAUUGUUAGACACCAGACAAUAAGGAGAACCGAGACAAUGGAUGAUCUCCUGGGGUACACAGAGAAGAUCCCUUUAUAUGUUUAUCAGAUUUAGUUGUAAUAAGAGACAAAUAGAAUAAAAAAGGAAGAUAUUCAAGGAAGACUAGUUGGGAUCAUUUUUUCUUCUGUAUUUUUAUUCUCCUAUAAGUUGACAAAAGUUGUCAUAUUCCACUUACAUUAACAAAAAGACAAUAGAUUUCCUUUGCAGUUUAGUGCACCUUAUGGGGCACUGGAUGGCUAUAAGAGUGGUCAUAGAUAUCAAAUAGAAAAAGUAAAUAUACUGCAAUGUUUGAUGUGACUUUACAUUGAAUUCUAGGAAGAGCCACCUAAUUCACAAGCAGAAUACUUCCCGAAACUGAGAUUUUUUUAUUCCACCCUAUAGCCCCUUGACUUAACGUCUGAAAGCAACUAUUGCUUGUACUAUGACUUCCCAGCUGUACAAUGACCAAUGUGUUAGGUCAUUACUAUAUCUACAAAACACCAAAUUUGGCUGUGCAUGUCCUAUAGAUGAGUCCAUAAGACUCUUUCAGAUUCCAAAGAGACUUAAGAAGAAGGGUUUUGCCAUCUCAAGGAGGUCUUUCACAUUGCUCUUAUCAGGAACAAGUCAAGUGGUGUUGAGUGGUUCUCCAUACAUCAAUUUCAUCAUUGCAUGUGUCCAUUAAUUGCACAUUGCAUGGAUGGCAUAAAAGGAGAGCAAGACAGCCUGGCCAGGGGCGCUGAACACAUGGUCUCACAGCUCUGAAUGCCAAAUUUAUAGUUGACCCUGGAGCCAAGAUUGACAUAUCAUUAGGUUUCAUAGAUCAAUACUUGUGGAUUGAGGUUUCUACUAUGGCAUAAUGUUAGUUGUGUUAAGUAGUUGCUCAUAAAUUGAGAAGAAGAUGAAAAAAAAGAUAAAAAAUGAGUUAGAAAGUGGGAAUCUUUUUUUUUUCCUGUAAAACGAUGUUGAAGGCCUAAACCUGAUCCAUUUUAGGUUCAAAGGGAACUAUUCAUUCAGUACAUAGAACUCUGCUACCAUACACUUAUAAUUGCACUAGCCUUUGUUAUAUAAGGUAGAAUUAAAACAUUAGGACUAUUGGUUGUUUCUUUUAGGCCCAUUUUUUGUCAUCAGAGGGUAAAGCAGUGGUCUCCAACUGUGGCCCUCUACCUGUUGAAAAACUACAACUCCUAACAUGCCCGGACAGCCGUUGGCUGGAGGGGCGCAAUUUACAAUGGCUGGAGGGGCGCAAAAUUUGGUAUAAUAGCUAACUAGUAUAGUUAAAUGGUUAAGUGGAGCCUUCCAUAAAGUCUCAUUAAAGAUACAUUACAUGACACAAUAGCGCAGCAUGCAAUGCUUUUUUGUCUGCUGAAAUACCUGACACCAUGGGGGAAACCCAAUGGAUCUCAUUAAAGCCAAUGGAGUCCAAAGCCAAGUCUGCUUUUUUUUUUUUUUUUUUUUGUUUCUUACACGACACAACAUAUAAAUCUCCUUAGCAU
Hyla sarda is the source of this 5254-nucleotide messenger RNA. It is a transcript of the gene TGFA, whose product is annotated as transforming growth factor alpha. The coding region runs from base 574 to 1509 and encodes 311 amino acids. The transcript is spliced from 7 exons. NCBI's taxonomy places the organism in Eukaryota, Metazoa, Chordata, Amphibia, Anura, Hylidae. Gene Ontology annotation, biological process: epidermal growth factor receptor signaling pathway; positive regulation of cell population proliferation; positive regulation of mitotic nuclear division. The record is from RefSeq and is a predicted model, not a curated record.